CUGCCACGGCCGACAGCUGAAUUGGAUCUCCCUCUCGUCGCCUGACUAGGUGCUCUACGAAGACGACGAUAUCGCAGUUGUCUGGAAGCCCAGUGGGGUCACCGUCUCCCGUUUCGACGCCAAGACACUCGAGACGGCCCUGCGACAUAUCCUCCAGCCAGUCCCGAGCCAAUACCCCCGAGCCGCUCUAGCGAUGCCUUCCUGCAUUGUGUCUCUCGACAAAGCCACUCCCGGACUUGUCCUCUGCCUCAAGACGCAAGAAGCAGAGACGGCGGUGCGCCAAAUGGUUGCCGAUGGGCUGGUCGAGUUCCGCUGGACGGCUCUCUGUCUCGGCGAUCUGUCUGCACAUCCGCUUGUACAGACUGGGGACCAUCCGACAAGCUUUAUAGUCAGCGAGCCACUCGAUGGGGUAGCUGCCGCAACCAAGUGUGCCAUCAUCGCAACCGUCCCGACUCGCAACCACCCUUCCGGCUACUUGACCCUGGUAGAGCUCACGCCCCAAAACGGCAUGCUGCCGCAAACCAAGUAUCAGGUCCGCCUGCACCUCGAGUGCCUCGGCCAUUCCGUCAUUGGAAACGGCAAACACACGGCGGACUUUCGCACAGCCCGAGGCAAGGGGAUCUUCCUCGCUCUCGUCGGUGUCUCGCUGCAGCAUCCCUUCACGCAGCAGCGCCUUGAUGUCGAGCACGGUCCGCCGGCCAAGUUCGAGGCGCUUUGCUCGAGAGAGGAACAGACCGUCCGCAAGAAGCGCGAGCUGGAGCUUGAGGAGCUGAAGCAGCAUCGGGAACAACUUGAGGCCCAGGGACUGAGCAUCUCCUCAGAGCACCCGACGCUCCACUCAAACGGCAUCUCGGAAGUUCCUCUUGCUUACAUCACCGGGACCAAGCGUUUCUUUCGGCACAACUUCCAUGUCAACUCCUCUGUGCUGAUCCCGCGUCAAGGCACCGAGACUCUGGUCCAAGCAUCGAUCGAGCUGCUCCAGCCAAGAUCCGACGCUGGUCAGUCCGUGCGCGUCCUCGAUCUGGGCACCGGAUCAGGGUGUCUUCUCAUCUCGAUCCUGGCAAGCUUGGCUGGCUCGGUAGGUGUCGGGCUUGAUAUAUCCCCAGAGGCCCUCGACAUUGCCCAGAGAAACGCCCAGGACAACGGCGUUGCAUCGCGUGCCCGGUUCGCUGUCGGUACAUUUGAAAGGAUCUACGAGUCGCUCGAGCCUGAUGGCGCGCAGAAUCCGAUGCCCUUUGAUCUCGUUGUCUGCAACCCCCCGUACCUGUCCCAUCGCAAGGCACGGCUGCUGGAGGGCCGCACACUGAACGCCGAGCCCGCCGAAGCACUUGUCAGCGGCGCGACCGGAAUGGAGGCCUACGAAGCCAUCAUCGCCGGGCUGGACGCACUCCAUCGCAACUCUGGUCUGAGCUCGGAUGCCAUCCUGGUUCUGGAGAUUGGACAUGGCAUGGCGCAUGAUGUCGGGGCACUCUUCAGCCGCACACCAAUAUGGUUGCUCACGGAGUGCCGGACUGACGCAAAUGGACUGGAUCGCUGUCUGGUUUACCGGCUUAUGCCUUCAAACCUGUGCCUCUGAGCUCGACCAAACCGAUCCAGCUUUGGGACGAAGAGCCCCGGUUGCUGCUCCGAGGAUUCUGUGGCUCCAUGGCUCGCUCAAGACAAGCGACUCUGUCAAGUUCCAAAACAC
Molecule: messenger RNA, 1687 nt
Organism: Polychytrium aggregatum
Lineage: Eukaryota; Fungi; Chytridiomycota; Chytridiomycetes; Polychytriales
Product: S-adenosyl-L-methionine-dependent methyltransferase
Exons: 3
Coding region: 194-1576 (460 amino acids)
Biological process (GO): protein methylation; pseudouridine synthesis
Cellular component (GO): mitochondrion
Molecular function (GO): pseudouridine synthase activity; RNA binding; protein methyltransferase activity
Source: RefSeq, a predicted model, not a curated record